Hemiscyllium ocellatum (epaulette shark) is the source of this 3513-nucleotide messenger RNA. Its product is annotated as MOB kinase activator 3B-like. Gene Ontology annotation, cellular component: nucleus; cytoplasm. Gene Ontology annotation, molecular function: protein kinase activator activity. The record is from RefSeq and is a predicted model, not a curated record. The transcript is spliced from 4 exons. Gene Ontology annotation, biological process: positive regulation of protein phosphorylation; signal transduction. NCBI's taxonomy places the organism in Eukaryota, Metazoa, Chordata, Chondrichthyes, Orectolobiformes, Hemiscylliidae. Bases 335 to 985 code for a protein of 216 amino acids.
UCUAGUGAAAAGUUUUAGAUUGAGUAUGCAGAGAGGAAAACACUAAACUGCGGUUGUGUUAAAUUGAGCCUAUAACAAUAUCAUCCUACCUCCCCCCUCCCGUUCCAGCUUCCUGUAAUAAUGUGAAGAUCCUGCAGACGAGAGAGAAAAAAAACACACAUUGUUGGAAUACACAGAUGGCUGCAGCAAGUUGUGGAGAACAAACGAAUUAAAAUAUCUGAAGCUCCAAGAUACUAUCGACUUAAACCAAGAAAAAAACAAACUUUUUUUAUGUAUUGGAGCCCUUUUUGUUUUUAAAAGGAGAGAUUGGUAUCCCUUUGUAUUUUUUUGAAAGAUGGCCCUUUGCCUGAAGCAAGUCUUUAAUAAAGACAGGACUUUUCGACCCCGAAAGAAGUUUGAGCCUGGAACCCAACGCUUUGAGCUCUUCAAGAAGGCGCAGGCCUCCCUUAAAUCUGGUGUCGACCUCAAGACUGUAGUUCAGCUUCCUGCAGGGGAGAACCUCAAUGACUGGAUUGCAGUCAACACCGUAGAUUUCUUCAAUCGCAUUAACCUCAUCUAUGGUACCAUUUGUGAGUAUUGCACCGAAAGGAGCUGUCCCGUCAUGUCUGGUGGUCUCAAGUAUGAGUACAGAUGGCAGGAUGAGCACAAGUAUAAGAAACCAACCAAAGUAACUGCUCCACAGUAUAUGAAUUUGCUCAUGGACUGGAUUGAGGCCUUGAUCAAUAAUGAGGAAAACUUCCCCACUCGUGUUGGUGUUCCUUUCCCCAAGAAUUUUAUGCAACUGUGUAAGAAGAUUCUCACGAGACUUUUCCGAGUCUUUGUUCAUGUUUACAUCCACCACUUUGAUCGGAUUACUGCCAUGGGAGCAGAAGCCCACGUCAAUACCUGCUACAAGCAUUUUUACUACUUUGUGACAGAGUUUGACUUGACUGAUGAGCGGGAGUUGGAACCUCUGAAAGUGAUGACAGAGAAAAUUUGCCAUUGAUUCCAGCUUGAGAGAGGCAUUGCAGCAAGUCUCUCCAGUGACAUAAAACCUAAAAAUUGAGCCAUUUACUGCCUUGAACAGAAGAUUACCAGGAAGUUAAAUGCUACAAUCUGAAUCCUUGUGAAGAUUUCUCAUGGGAAAUCAUUAAAAGCAUAAGUUAAGAAUUCCUAAAAAUACUUCAUGGGAAUGGAUUGAUGGUGAUGGAAUACAUACUGCAUUUAGAUGGCUAUCACUCACAUCCUCCCUUUUUGUUCUCAAAUCUGAUGCAGUCCAAUCAAUUGAAAACAGUUCAGCUCUCCACAAAUGUAUUUAGAUUCCCAAACAAAAGUUUCCAUGCUGUACAUCUCUAUGACUCUAUGACCUGGUUGAACACUGACACAGGCCAACAGAUCCUUGUCACUUCAUCACGACUGUUUGUUCCUAAAUUACUUGGUUUAUAAAAUGUUUUUGACUUAAUUGAGGAUUCCUAUGACAAUAUAUUUAAAGACUAAGUGGCCGCCACCAUCCACUCCUCAUAUUUCUGAUGUCACAUUGGCAAUGGAUGUACAUUUCAUCAGAGUACCUCCUGGAGCACUUCGAUACCACAGAGCAAAAAUAUACUGCUUUAGCAUCGGCUGCCAGGAAUCAGAAAUUAUAUUGACUGCAAACCAAAAGUUUUCAGACAUGUGCAAAACUAUUGAGGUUCAAGUGUAUUCCAUCCUGCCAUGACACAAGGGGAUUAGGGAUAUGCUAUCAAGAUCAACCAAUACCAUUCCAGCUCUGGAUCAUCCAGGAUCUGAUCUGUGUCCUGUGAGCACUGGGCAUAAAAUACCAGCAGCCCUACACCAUCUGUGGUAAAAGGAUAGAUUAGUUUUUACUCAGUGUAAUGAUUCAAAAUAUCCUCAUUUUUAGUUUAUAAAUUAAUUCUUGUCUCCCAUACAGUGAACAGUCUAAUGCAGCAGAAUUACUAGGAGUCCAAGGAUGAUACUGCAGACUUUUAAAUUUUUACCAGAACAGUAACAUGGCAGAAACUUGGAUACAGAAGUUGUACAUUAUUAUAUCAAGAAGAAAAAUUAUUCAUCUGUGAUACAUCAAGAGCUGAAGGGCUUAUGCCCAAAACGUUGAUUCUCUUAUGCCUCGGAUGCUGCCUGACCUGCUAUGCUUUUCCAGCACCACACUCUCGACUCUGAUCUCCAGUGUCGGCAGUGCUCACUUUCUCCCAUGUCAAAAGCUGACUCUGAGAAUACAGAAAUGAGAUUUGACAGGAAUAAAAUGUUUGCUUUUAUUGAAUAAUUAAUGUUCUUUUACACAAUUUAAAAUUGAGGCAAUUUAGUCUCACACUGUCAGAUCAGAGUAACAUGCCAGCUUUUGCACUUUCAAAAUCUGUCAAAUAACUGCUUGAAGUCACCUCGUAUGAAACUUAGUUGAAAUGUGUGGUGCUGGAAAAGCACAGCAGGUCAGACAGGAGAAUUGAUGUUUCGGCCCAAAACGUUGAUUCUCCUGCUCCGGGAUGCUGUCUGACCCGCUGUGGUUUUCCAGCACCACACUUUUCGACUCUGAUAUCCAGUAUCUGCAGUCCUCGUUUUCUCCUCGUAUGAAAUUUACUCAACUUUUGAAUUGGAUGCAAGUUACUUUUGAGCCUUUGUUUUAAAUGUACCACACUUACUAGGUUUUGUUUAAAAUUCAAAAUAGCUGUAGGCCCUUGUAUACAAAAAAUGGCAAUGAAUGUGUCACAGUCAUGCCUUUAGAUAAAUGUCAACCAAUAGAUUCCAGUAUUUUACAGAAAAUAAAUGCCAACUGCAUUUUGUUUUAACCUUGGAAUAUUUUACUGUGACUUAUACUAAAAUAUGUGAAGAAUGUCAGCUCUCUGAGAAUAACAUUUAAUCAAAAUGAUAAAUCUGUUGGAGUUAUUUUCUAUACAGUCGGUUGAAUGGGUAAGAAUAUAAGAAAUGGGAGCAGAAGUCUAUAUUGCCCCUUGAGCCUCCUUCACAAUUCAAUUUGGUCAUGGCAGACUUUCUGCCUCAACUUCACUUUCCUGCUCACUCAUCACAGCCCUUUUCCUGAUGGUACAAAAAUCUAUCACCUUAAACACACUCAACAAUACAUCCAAAAUUCCAAAUUUUCACAACUGUCUUGAGUACAGGAAUAUCUCUUAAUCUCAGAUUCUCCCCUCAACCUCUCAAUGUUGACCCUUUAGAAUUUUAUAUGAUUUAAUGAAAUCGCCUCUUAAUUUUUCUAAACUCAACUUUCAUCUUAGGGACCAACCCAGUAACCACUGGCUAACUGCUGAAUAAGUGAUGUUGUUUGUAAUUAAGCUUCUGCACAACAUAUAACGCACUGUUCGUUGAAAAUGAAUCCACACAAAUUACUGAAAAUACUGUUGUUUAGCCUGAAGAGAAAUAAGUAAUACAAAUUUAUUUACAGCACUGUGCUCCAACUGGCUUGAUGCUUUUAUUAUCCCUGAAUUAAAUGAUUUAGUUUGAUUGGGGACAAAUCCAGGAAUAUCUAUCCUAAUAUUUUGUUGCUCAAAUAUUGAAAACCUUUUUUUU